CGCAGUAGUCACGGGACGGCGGACGCUGUGAAUGGUAGUGCACGGCGGCGUGGAUAGAGAGGUGCUAGGAGAUGGCGGAGGUGAAAGUAAAGCAGGAGGGAGCAGAGGCCGCAGAGAUAGAGAACAGGAUUAUUGAGCUCUGUCAGCAGUUCCCUCACGGGAUCACCGAUCAAGUUAUCCAAAAUGAGAUGCCGAAUAUGGAAGCGAAGCAGAGAGCGAUGGCGAUUAACCGCUUGCUGUCCACUGGUCAGUUGGAUCUGCUUAGAAGUGGUACCGGUCUUUUGUACAGGCUGAAGGACGCACAAACCGCUAGUAAAAUGAAAGGUUCUGACAACCAGGAAAAGUUAGUAUAUCAGAUUAUUGAAGAUGCUGGCAAUAAAGGAAUAUGGAGCAGAGAUAUACGAUACAAAAGUAAUCUUCCACUUACUGAGAUCAACAAGAUCCUGAAGAACAUGGAAAGCAAGAAACUCAUCAAAGCUGUCAAGUCAGUGGCGGCUUCAAAAAAGAAGGUGUACAUGCUCUAUAACGUACAGCCUGACCGUUCGGUGACCGGCGGAGCAUGGUACAGUGACCAAGACUUUGAAUCCGAAUUUGUAGAAGUAUUAAACCAACAGUGUUUUAAAUUCUUGCAAACCAAGGCAGAAGCGGCGAGGGACAGUAAGCAGAACCCCAUGAUCCAGAGGAACAGCUCCUUUGGCUCAUCACAUGAAGUUUGGAAAUAUAUCUGUGAACUUGGCAUUAGUAAGGUUGAACUAUCAAUGGAAGAUAUAGAAACCAUCCUGAACACAUUAAUUUAUGACGGGAAAGUAGAGAUGACCAUAAUUGCUGCUAAAGAGGGGACAGUGGGCAGUGUAGAUGGACAGAUGAAGCUAUAUAGGGCGGUGAACCCAAUCAUACAGCCAGCAGGCUUAGUGCGUACUCCCUGCGGUCUGUGCCCGGUAUUUCAUGAUUGUCAUGAAGGUGGUGAAAUCUCUCCCUCUAACUGCAUAUACAUGACAGAGUGGCUGGAAUAUUAAUGAAGUCUGCUUAUGAAAGUAUAGCGGUAUAUUGCAGGAUGGUCGUCAUGGAUGGAACAUUAGACUGGACAGACUGUGCUAAAUAUAUUUAUUUUAAGAUUUUAUUAUAUUUGGUAUUUGAUGAAGAAGGUCUUGGCAGAGGAGCAACAAGGUUUUAUUUAAAUCAUUCCAUUCCUUAUUUAUAACUUGUCAGAAUGUUAUGAUGGGAAGAAUAAUGCAAAAUAAUUCCUUAAAUCUUAUUUGCAAAGCAGAUGCCUCAUUGCUUGUUAGAUAAGUGUUAAUAAAUUUACCUUAUAUG
Molecule: messenger RNA, 1314 nt
Organism: Bufo bufo (common toad)
Lineage: Eukaryota; Metazoa; Chordata; Amphibia; Anura; Bufonidae
Gene: POLR3F
Product: RNA polymerase III subunit F
Exons: 9
Coding region: 72-1016 (314 amino acids)
Biological process (GO): transcription by RNA polymerase III
Cellular component (GO): RNA polymerase III complex
Source: RefSeq, a predicted model, not a curated record